This is a messenger RNA of Daucus carota subsp. sativus, 927 nucleotides long. RefSeq lists its product as uncharacterized. The record is from RefSeq and is a predicted model, not a curated record. The coding region runs from base 1 to 927 and encodes 308 amino acids. The transcript has 2 exons. NCBI's taxonomy places the organism in Eukaryota, Viridiplantae, Streptophyta, Magnoliopsida, Apiales, Apiaceae.
AUGGACAGGGACUGGUUGAAGGCUGAUAGAAGAUCAAGGGAGUUUCAAAAUGGAGUUGAAGAAUUGUUGAUGUUUGCUUUUGAGAAUGGAUGUGAUGAAAAUAAAAUUAGUUGUCCGUGUCUGAAAUGCUGUCAUAGUAAAUCAUGGAAAGCUCGAAUAGUGAGAGAUCAUCUUUUCCAAAAUGGUAUUGAUCCGACGUACAAGUGUUGGAUUUGGCACGUAGAAUUAGAUAUGGGACAAAGUCAGGCGGCUGGUGAAGUGACUGGCAGUUCCGAAUCCGUGGAUCAAAUGCCGAUGAGAGAGGAAAAUGUGGAUGGUGAUGAUGAGUCCAUGGACUCCUCAGAUAUGUUUAACCAUGUUCAAUCUGAACAUGAACCCCUUUAUCCAGGAUGUGAAGGAUUCACUAAAAUGAAGGCUUUAGUAAAGUUAUACUAUCUCAAAGCAAAAUAUCAAUUGUCCGAUGGUGGCUUCUCUGAACUUCUGCUGCUGGUUGCCUCUAUGCUCCCGGAAGGCAACACUUUCCCUUCUUCAUUCAGCGAAGCUAAAAAAAGUUUGUGUGUUUUAGGAAUGGAAUAUGAAAAAAUACAUGUUUGCCCGAAUGAUUGCCUCUUAUACCGUGGAGAGAGAGAGGAAGAUGAGAUGAGGUGCCGCAUUUGUCAAGCCUCUAGAUGGAAGUUAAACAAAAAAGGAGAAGAAUUAGAAGGGGUGCCUGCCAAGGUCUUGUGGUAUUUUCCGUUAAUACCACGUUUGAGGAAUUUGUUUAGUUCACCUAAAACAACAAAGGAUUUGACUUGGUAUGACACUGAGAGAUUAAAAGAUGAUAAGAUGAGACAUCCGGCAGAUUCAAAAACAUGGAAAGAAGUAGAUGCAAAAUGGCCAGAUUUUUCUUCAGAUUCUAGAAACCUCCGUCUUGUUGUCUAUCUAUAA